Molecule: messenger RNA, 1473 nt
Organism: Naegleria gruberi
Lineage: Eukaryota; Heterolobosea; Eutetramitea; Acrasida; Naegleriidae
Exons: 2
Coding region: 1-1473 (490 amino acids)
Biological process (GO): lipid biosynthetic process
Molecular function (GO): alkylglycerone-phosphate synthase activity; FAD binding
Source: RefSeq, a predicted model, not a curated record
AUGAAACAAAAAAUUCACAAGCCAAAUAUUUGUGAAAAAUUUAUUGAGGAAUUAAGGCAAGUCAAAUGUUACAAAUAUUUGACAUUUGAUGAUGAGGUUCGUUUGAUGCAUUCUCAUGGACAUUGUUGUCAAGAGAUUUAUCAAUUAAGAUUUGGAAAGUUCAAGAGAUUGGUCGAUGUUGUAAUCUAUCCAAAUUCUCAUGAACAUGUCGAGAAGAUUGUGUCACUUGCCACUAAAUAUUCCAAUGAAUUGACAUUAAUUCCAUAUGGAGGAGGAACGAACGUUACACAAGCUUUACUCUGUCCAGAAAAUGAAACAAGAAUGAUUGUCUCAGUUGACCUUCAAGAAAUGAACAAAAUUUUAAAUGUUGACAUGACCUGUCACACUGCCACCAUCCAAUCAGGUGCCAUUGGUAUUGAUCUCCAACAAGAACUCAAACAAAAAUACAAUCUGACACUAGGUCACGAACCAGACAGCAUUGAAUUCAGUUCUCUUGGCGGUUGGAUUGCAACUCGUGCAUCAGGAAUGAAAAAGAAUGAAUAUGGAAAUAUCGAAGAUAUGUUGGUAAAUGUCAAGAUUGUCACUCCAAAGGGAACUUGGUUUCUUCCAUGUAAUGUUCCACGAAAGUCAACUGGACCAGAUUUGAUGCAGCUAUUUAUGGGAUCUGAAGGAAUUUUGGGAAUUGUGACAGAAGUGACAUUAAGAGUAAGGAAAUGUCCUGAAUGUCAAGUUUAUGGCUCUGUGUUGGUUCCUGAUUUUGAGGCAGGAGUUGCUUGUCUUCAUGAAGUUUCGAAUAGAAGAGUUGCUCCUGCUUCGAUUCGUCUAAUUGACAAUUCUCAAUUUCAGUUUGGUCAAUCACUAAAACCUAAACAAGAAAGUAAGCUUGAAGGCCUUAGUGAUUGGUUUAAGGGAUUGUACGUUACUAAGGGUUGUGGAUUUGAUAAGGAAAAGAUGUGUGUCAUUACUUUAUUAUUCGAAGGAAGUCAAUCUGACAUUGACAGGCAACAGAAAAUUAUUUAUGACAUAACUGCUAAAUAUGGAGGACUUGUGGCAGGUGCUGAAGCUGGUUAUCGAGGUUAUUUACUGACCUAUGUCAUUGCGUAUUUGAGAGAUUAUGGUUUCAAUUAUUAUUUCAUGUCAGAAAGUUUUGAAACUUCAGCUCCUUGGUCAAGAGUCGUUCCAAUGAUCAAGAAAGUAGAAGAAAGAGUCAAAGAAAGUGCCAAGCAACGAAAUGUUCCAACACCAUGGGUUUCGGCUCGUGUCACUCAAGUAUACGAAACUGGUGCCUGUAUCUAUUUCUAUUAUGGAUUCAUCUUUAGAGGAUUACAAGAUCCAAUUAAGGCAUUCUCAGAGAUUGAAGCUGAAGCAAGAGAUGAAAUCUUACUUCAAGGUGGAAGUUUAUCUCAUCAUCACGGAGUUGGAAAGCUCAGAAAGGAAUGGAUGAGUCAAGUGCUCCUUGAUGCAAUCAAUUGA